Messenger RNA from Helicoverpa zea (corn earworm), 4640 nucleotides. It is a transcript of the gene FER, whose product is annotated as tyrosine-protein kinase Fer. The coding region runs from base 382 to 2985 and encodes 867 amino acids. NCBI's taxonomy places the organism in Eukaryota, Metazoa, Arthropoda, Insecta, Lepidoptera, Noctuidae. The record is from RefSeq and is a predicted model, not a curated record. Gene Ontology annotation, biological process: peptidyl-tyrosine phosphorylation. The transcript is spliced from 14 exons. Gene Ontology annotation, molecular function: non-membrane spanning protein tyrosine kinase activity; ATP binding.
AGCCACCAGCGGCCGCACCAGACGUAAUGUGCUCGCGAUAGAUGGCAUUCAGGUCGGGCAACGAUACCGUGCGGACGCGCCUUCUCAUAUUUUGAGCGCGCUCACCUCGUUCGUUCAACAUUUCUAUCGAAAGUUUUUUUGUUAAAAAGUUUUUGUUUAGCCUUUGCUGUUAGAUUACUAUGCGAGUGCUAAUACUGUAAAAAUAAAAUAGUUAAUUUUUAGGAGCUAACGAGGUCUCCUUUCUCUGUUGUGCUUGCCAAUAAAUAGAAUUUAGUUUGGAGGUGACGUAUAAACAGUGUGCCGGUGAUAACGGAGAAUGAUGUGAAUAGUGUUGUGUUUAUGUUUGUGAUGUGCGGUUCAGUGUAGACGUGGUUGUUUACAAUGGGGUACGCAUCGAGCGGCGCGGGCCGCGCGGCGCACGAGGCGCUGCUGGCGCGCCAGGACGCCGAGCUGCGCCUCAUGGAGACCAUGAAGCGGAGCCUCCAGGCCAAGAUGAAGAGCGACCGCGAGUACGCCCUCGCCCUCUCCGCCGCCGCAGCACAAGGCCAGAAGAUGGACAAGUGUGAAGAACUUAACGGAUCUGUGAUAGCAUCUGCCUGGCGAGCGAUGACAGAAGAGUGGGAGAAUAUCAGCCGACUCAUCAGGACCAAUGCUGAGGCUUUGGAGUCUAAAGCCUUAGACAGACUCACAUCCCUGAUGGUAGAGCGACGGAAAUCACGGAAAGUUUACCAGGAGGACCACACGAAAAUCUCUUCACAAUUCACUCAGCUUUCUGAAGAGGUGUCGAGAAAACAGAGCGAGUACCAAAAGUGCCUCGAGUCCUACAAACAGAUGAGGGCCAAGUUCGAGGAGAAUUACCUUAAAUGUCCCACGAGUCGGGGCGGGCGCAAGCUGGACGAGACCCGGGACAAGUAUGGCAAGGCCUGCAGACGGCUCCACAGGGCACACAACGAGUAUGUGCUGCUACUGGCCGAGGCUACGGAGUGUGAGAGAGCGUUGAGGACGGCUGCGUUACCGACGCUUUUGGACCAGCAGAGGAGGCAGGGAGAGGCUACUGCCACGUCUUGGAAAGGCGUGCUACUAGAAGUGGUGCAGAGGUCAGACUUCAGCACAGACAAGUUCAGGGAGAUACAGACCAAAAUCGAGACCACCAUACAGAAUCUGAGGCCGCAGGAUGAAUAUAAGGAGUUCAUUGAGAAAUAUAAGUCACCUCCUUCAACACCUGUCACGUUCAACUUCGACGAGAGCCUAGUCGAAGACACGAGUGGGAAACUACAACCAAACCAGUUGACGGUAGACAACCUUACCGUGGAGUGGCUGAAGGAAAAACUCACUGAGUUGGAGAACACCCUGCAAGAUAAUAGAGAGAAACAAUCAGCGUUACAAGGCCCCGAAAUUAUAGGGAACGGUGUCUGCAAAAACAAUAACACAGGACUGACUAAUGGAGUUAAUGGGAUUGACAGGCAUUCACCGCCACCCCUACCAGUGACGACUUCAGAGCCUAUCAAACUCCUAGAGCUUCGUGUAGCAGAACGCAAAUGUGCUAAACAAGCGGAGAUGAUCAGGUCGGCGCUGGCUGAGCUCGGCUGUGAGGAGGCGCCUAGUGGUUGUCCCGAUUUAUCGGCUGAGACCGUUGGUGUUGAUAGUCUGGAUGGCAGCUCUCCUGAUCACCAGGAUCGCUCCUCAAUCGGGUCCAAAGCUUCGGCGGACGUUUUAAGAUUACAUCUGCACUCAAUAAUACCACCGAGACCGUUCUUCAAACUAUUCACGAGGCCGUUUCGACGCAAGUCCGCUCCGUCGAGCCCCGCGCUGCCUCCCAAGACAUACAGAAGCAGCAGCGAAGGCCCUGCUGACUCGGUGAGUGUGAGUGAGACAGAGCGUUCUCUGGUGGAACAGGAGUGGUUCCACGGAGUACUGCCUCGGGAAGAGGUGGUGAGGCUUCUGAGGGCUGAUGGAGACUACCUGGUGCGGGAGACCACGAGGAACCAUGCCAGGCAGCUAGUGUUGUCCGUCUGUUGGGGACAGCACAAACACUUCAUUGUUCAGACCACGCCUGAGGGUCACUACCGUUUCGAAGGAGCAGCAUUUCCCUCAGUCGCCGAGCUGAUAGCUUGGCAGAGGACAAGCGGAGUCCCAGUCACAGCGCGAUCAGGAGCCCUACUGCGUCGCGCGGUGCCUAGAGAGAAUUGGGAACUGAACAAUGAUGAUGUCCAGUUACUGGAUAAGAUUGGACGGGGUAACUUCGGCGACGUAUACAAAGCUCGUCUCAAGAGUACCAAUCAAGAGGUAGCAGUGAAGACCUGCAGGGUUGCUUUACCAGAUGAACAGAAGCGCACCUUCCUGCAAGAAGGUCGAAUACUCAAGCAGUACCAACACCCCAACAUUGUGAGGCUCAUUGGCAUUGCGGUGCAGAAGCAGCCUAUCAUGAUCGUCAUGGAACUUGUUCCUGGUGGUUCCCUCCUAACAUUCCUACGAACGCGAGCAGCUAGUCUAAGCUCGCGAUCUCUCCUCGCAAUGUGCCGAGACGCAGCCGGUGGCAUGCGAUACCUGGAAUCCAAGAACUGCAUACACCGAGACUUGGCAGCCAGGAACUGUCUGGUUGGAGACGAUAAUAUUGUCAAGAUAUCAGACUUCGGCAUGUCGAGGGAGGAAGAGGAGUAUAUCGUGUCGGGAGGCAUGAAGCAGAUUCCUAUUAAGUGGACGGCGCCGGAGGCACUUAAUUUUGGUAAGUACACAUCUUUAUGCGACGUGUGGAGCUACGGUGUGCUGAUGUGGGAGAUAUUCUCCAAGGGCGACACUCCCUACGCCGGCAUGAGCAACUCACGCGCACGAGAGAAAAUUGAUACAGGUUACAGAAUGCCUGCUCCAGACGGCUGUUCAGAAGACGUGUAUGCCUUAAUGCUGCGUUGUUGGGAGUACGAGGCGGAAAAGCGGCCACACUUCCAUCAAAUCUACACUAUUAUCGACAAUAUUUACAACAGGUAACACUGACAUAGAACUAAGAAGUGGUAGACAGGACCUCAGAAUUUUGUAAUGUGCAUUGACACAAGCUAAAAUGACGUGUUUUUUUUAGCCAAUUCGAAUUCUUAUUCUCGUUAGGUAACGAUAAUUAUAGUUUUGGUUAGGUAUAUUGUUUGAAGUCACAAAUAAUAAACUUGAACCUUACCUAUUACCUUAACGUAACGAAUUUAAAAAGACUAGGCAAAAUGAGUUAUGGUUUUGUAAUCAGAAUCUUUACGAAUUUCGAAUAAUGAAAUAGCAGCUAGCAACGUAAAUAAUGUCUUCCUAUCCUUAAUGUAAAUCUACCUGGGUUAUGACAAUAAGAGUUUGUAAUGAUCAUAACACAAAUAAUUGUAAAAGUUAUAUUUUUUCUAUCUACUCAUUUCCAAUACAAUAGGCAGCUGAUUACUGUAUUAAUUUAAGUAUUUGUAGUAAUAUAGGUACUAUCUGUGUUAAUUAAUUAACUUAGUAAUAUUUUCAUAUGUAUCUAAAGAUUGUGGAAUAGUUGAGAUAUCUAGAAGUGGCAAUGGGGCGACAAACUCAAAAAAAAGAUCUUAAAUGUUUUUUCAAUCUCCAAUAUUCUUCCAAUCAGAAACAAUAGCUCAUAAUACCUUUAAAAGGCCGCUUUUUCAAUCAUCAUUCAGUUAGGUAUAAAUACAUUAGUUUGACAUAUUUUCUAUCCAAAAACUGUCAAAGCGUCAAACAUUUUCUUGAGAUGAGUUAUCUGGCGAUUGAGAAAUCCCCCCUAAGUCUUCCAAAUCAUUUGGCACUUAAUUAUGACCUUUUUGCAUUCCAUUAGCCACUUCUAGUAGGUACUUUGCAAAGACGCUAUAAAGUGACUUUAUAUAAGUAGUAUUGAAGCGCUGAUCUCUUACGAAUGGUACUAGCGAUAUGCACAUAAUAGUAUGUAAGUACAACCUUAUGUAUCAGUUCUGACUGAAUAUCUUCUUAUUAUGUACCGUUUCAAGUACAAUGUUAAGCAUAAUGUAGUUUGUGUACUGUCUAAAAGUUAUCGAGUCUGUAAAGUAGGGUUUUAGCAGCUGAAUAUGUUAUAGUUAUGAAAAGUGGUGCAAAUAUACGCUUUGAAAUCGAGAUGUGUAGAUACCUUAUGCUACAAACAUUGUAAAACAGAAUUGGUAUUCAUAACCUGACCCUAGUGGUAACAAAAAUAAUACCGAUAUUAAUUCUCUACUUUUUAGAAAAUAAAAUAUUCAUGUUAUAGUUCUAGAAAUGUAUAGAUAGUCCAAAUUUUUUAUCACUGUUUUCGAAUAUGAAAACUGUUUUCGAAUACAUAACUAUAAAAAUUAAAUGUUUCUUCCUAAAUAUUAACUGUGCUUCCAAUACAUACCUUUUAAAGUUUUUGUAAUAAGUAGUUUAAAUAAAUAAGUUUAUAAUUAAUGAAUUCUGGCAAUAAAGGACAUGUUUGUGAUAUGUUUAAUGCUUCCACAGAAUAGUGUAACAAUUAUGUAUUUUAAGUAAUAUUGUUUAUUUCUUGCCUAGUGUAAGUGCAUGUUAUUAUUAAUUGAUAUUUUAACACAAAGUGAGAUAUAAAUGUAUAGGCAGUCUAGUAUUUUAAUUCAACAUUUAAUAAAACUAUGUAAAUAUACUUCGUACAAUAUUAAAGUGCCAGACAUUUUUGA